Trifolium pratense (red clover) is the source of this 2002-nucleotide messenger RNA. Its product is annotated as polypyrimidine tract-binding protein homolog 2-like. The record is from RefSeq and is a predicted model, not a curated record. NCBI's taxonomy places the organism in Eukaryota, Viridiplantae, Streptophyta, Magnoliopsida, Fabales, Fabaceae. Gene Ontology annotation, biological process: regulation of RNA splicing. The transcript is spliced from 11 exons. Bases 248 to 1681 code for a protein of 477 amino acids. Gene Ontology annotation, cellular component: nucleus. Gene Ontology annotation, molecular function: mRNA binding.
AAGUUCUAAUUUAGCCCAACAACAAAAAAUCAUCAUCUAUGUUUCAUAUAUGAUUAAGGUUUAAGCCAGGUGAAGGAGGCGUGUCAUAUACUCCAACGGGGGGUGCCAAAACAAUAAAACGGGACGUUUGAUAACGGAGAAGUUCCGUUUCCCCCUUUUUCAUGUUUUAGAACCCUAAUUUCGUGUUCUGUCAAAACUCUAAGCUCUUUUCCUCCCAAUUCUCUCUGGUUUAAGGUUAUUGUCUGAAAUGGCAUCGGUCUCUAGUCAGCAACAGUUCCGGUACACCCAACCACCAUCGAAGGUGCUUCACUUGAGAAACUUGCCAUGGGAAUGUACGGAGGAGGAACUGAUUGAACUUGGGAAGCCAUUUGGGAAUGUUGUGAACACAAAAUGCAAUGUUGGUUCGAACCGAAAUCAAGCUUUUAUUGAAUUUGGAGAUUUGAAUCAAGCCAUUGCAAUGAUAUCUUACUAUGCCUCAUCGUCGGAGCCUGCACAAGUACGAGGGAAAACUGUAUAUCUGCAAUAUUCAAAUAGGCAAGAAAUAGUGCAUAACAAAACUGCUGCAGAUGUUGCUGGAAAUGUAUUGUUAGUAACGAUUGAGGGUGAAGAUGCACGUCUUGUCAGCAUUGAUGUCUUGCACUUGGUCUUUUCAGCCUUUGGAUUUGUCCAUAAGAUUACCACUUUUGAGAAGACAGCGGGAUUCCAGGCACUGGUUCAAUUCUCAGAUGCAGAGACUGCCACUUCUGCAAAGGAUGCUUUGGAUGGAAGAAGCAUUCCCAGGUAUCUGCUCCCUGAAAAUGUGGGACCAUGUAACCUCAAGAUCACAUAUUCUGGACAUUCAGACUUAACAGUGAAGUUUCAAAGCCACAGGAGCAGGGACUAUACCAAUCCUUACCUUCCUGUUGCUCAAUCAGCCAUUGAGGGAGGUGGACAGGUCAUGGUUGGUUUGGACGGGAAAAAACUGGAGACUGAGAGUAACGUUCUUCUUGCAUCUAUUGAGAACAUGCAGUAUGCUGUAACAUUGGAUGUCUUACAUAUGGUUUUCUCUGCUUUUGGGCCUAUCCAAAAGAUUGCAAUGUUUGAUAAGAAUGGUGGUUUACAAGCUUUGAUUCAAUAUCCAGAUACUCAGACAGCUGUUGUGGCCAAGGAAGCCUUGGAAGGACACUGCAUAUAUGAUGGAGGAUUUUGCAAGCUUCACCUCUCGUAUUCACGUCAUACAGAUCUUAGUAUAAAGGUCAACAAUGAUAGGAGUAGAGACUAUACCAUUCCUCUUAUACCUGUUGUGAACACUCAGCCCUCAAUUUUAGGGCAACCUGUUCCCAUGAUGGGUCCUCCUGAUCAGCAAUACAAUGUGUCUCAGUAUACUCCAAUUUCUGACCCAGCUAUGAUACCUCAAUCUCAGGCAGGAUGGGGAGCAGCUCCACCAGCAGUUGCUCAAUCUAUGCCACUGCAGAUGCACAAUAAUAUUUACAUGCCACCUGGAAAUGUGCCACCACAAAUGCCACCUGGAAAUGUGCCACCACAAAUGCCACCUGGAAAUGUGCCACCACAAAUGCCACCUGGAAAUGUACCACCACAAAUGCCAUCUGGAAACAUGCCACCAGGAAUGCAAUUUUCAAAUCCUGGUAUGCUACAACCGGCAGCCACAAUGCCUGCAUAUGGAUCUGAUCGCAUUCAAUAACAUGCUCAUCUCCUUUGUCUCAAUUAGAUCUACAUUCGGUAAGAGUCAGCUGGCCUCUGUAGCAGAGAUUUAAAUUAGGGUUCCCAUCUGGUGAAACUGGCGGUUUCCAAUGUUGUUUUGAACCUCAAAUAGGCAAAUUUUCAUUUUUCUUUGUUAUUUUUAUAUUUCGAAUUUGCUGUGCAAUUGUCCAAAAACGUUUAGUUGGCUUAGUUUUGAAACAAAAUGUUUUGUUCUGGUCUGUUUGGAUUAGGUCUGGAUAUAAUUAAUGUGUUUGGGAAAUGGUAUUUUAGCAAGCAUUGGAUUGUAAGUACUGUUGUUUUU